GAAAACCGUUCCGAAAUCAGUUUCAGUAGUCAAUAAGUCGGCUUCAAGUCUCGUGUGCUGGCGCUCUUGCCAAACUAUCGGGUUAUUCUCGUAUUUACGCGCGAACUUCGAAUUGUUUACUAUGUAACCACGUGUUUCGUAAGUUUUUUUUUCUCUCUACAUGUGAUUAUUUUUUUGUUUAAUAAAUAAAAUUAAUUAUAGUUAAUUUAUCAAGAUUGAGGUGUGACGUACUUAUACAGUGAAUAUAUUGGUGAUACGAGUGACAAGUUAUGGGCUAUUUUUAAUAAUGUUCCUGUAGGAAAAUUAUGCAAGCUGCGGAAUCAAGUUUUAAAACUUUUUUUUAAAUCAGCAAUACACUUCGUCCAAGAAAUACAUCAUAAUUAUCUAUAUUGGAUGUGCCCACAUUCCUUCGAAAUGGUCGACUUCAGAAACGCUAUUCAAGGAUCGAUGGCGCCAACCGCUUAAUAAACGCCAAAGAUGAACUUGCAUCUAGAAGAGGUGGACGAUACGAUUAAUUAAAUUAUUAAAAUGGACCUGUUGACGGUAGUCGAUGGCGAUUGUGAAAAUGAAGACUUUAACAGCACUAAUUGUAUUACAAGAUUCAACUUUACCUGGCAACAAGUCAUCCUUACAACCAUAUUUUGUUCACUCAUUUCAGUUACCGUCGUCGGCAAUACGUUAAUUAUAAUAGCUGUGAUAACAACCAGACGUCUGAGAACGGUGACCAAUUGCUUCAUCAUGUCAUUAGCUGUAGCUGAUUGGUUGGUGGGUGCAUUUGUUAUGCCUUUGGCUGUGUCGUCUCAUCUCAGAGGUUCGUGGGAAUGGGGAUGGUUACUAUGUGAUAUAUGGAUUUCGUCAGAUGUGUGCUUGUGUACGGCUUCCAUACUGAGUCUGUGCGCCAUCUCCUUAGAUAGGUAUUUUGCUAUAACUAGUCCAUUAAAUUAUUCAAAAAGACUUCGAUCCAAAAGAUUGGCUUUCGUCAUGAUAUUAAUUGUCUGGGUUACGGCGAUUUUCAUCACUUGCCCGCCCAUGUUCGGAUGGCGUGAUGCGGACCGACAUAUAAGUACAGUCUGCACGUACAAUCAGAACAGAAUUUACGUAGUAUUUUCAGCGAUGGGAUCGUUUUUCGUUCCUUUAACCGUUAUGUUAUACGUUUACGUCAAAAUUUCUCGUGUCAUUGCCGAGAGACAUAAUACCUUACACGUGUUAAAUCAGCCAACGCAGAAGAUAAAAUUAAAAAAGGCAGGAGAACCAGAAGAUUCGGAUCGUUCUGAAAGGAUUUCAUCAGAAAGUGAAGAUCAACAUAAAAUGAAUCGACGCCAAUCAAAAUUAAGCGGCGGUGCGCGUUCUUCGCAGAAUCCUCCUUUGGAUGUGAACAGCAGCGUGAAAAUAUCAUCAUUCAAACGUGAACACAAAACAGCUCAAACAUUGACAAUGGUCGUCGGAGGUUUUGUAGCUUGCUGGUUACCAUUUUUUUGCGUUUACUUGGCCAAUCCAUUUCUUCCAGAUGGAACAAUACCAACUUUAUUGAUGGUUUUUUUAACCUGGCUAGGAUGGUUAAAUUCGGCGAUAAAUCCGUUCAUAUACGCAUUCUACAAUCCGGAUUUUCGAAUUGCAUUGUGGCGAAUAACACUGCGAAGAUGUGCAACGAAAAAACAGCAAGCUAAAAUGCUACGCAGUCGGACGCUAAGGCAAAGCGUAUACAUGAAACAAGACAUAUGCCUGUUAACGCCAACUAAAACACCCCCUCGAGCUUCGAACAAAAUGCCGUCUUGACAAAACGCUACAACGCUACUUUAAAGGGUUAAAGACUGUAUAAAAGAGGAUAAAAAUCCUUUUAUUUUUGCGAAAAUUUUUCGUUCUCCUUUCGAAUCGCUGUAAGUGUUUCCAAUAGAAGUAAACAAUUUUCGCUGAGCAAGCAAUGAUUCGAUGUAAAAUUGUGUGCCAUUUUACGAUGUAACUUAAUUUUUUUUCUCUCUUCUCUCUCUCUCUCUUUUUCUGUUUUUAUUAUCCAUCUUGUACGAUUUUUUUUGUUUUUGAAAAAUGUUUUUGUUUGUUUGUUGAAUACUGUACUAAGUUUACGUGUUGUGUAUAUUUUUUUGGCGAAAUUUUUAGUCUGUAUAUUUACUUAGUAUUUCGAUUACGAUUACGCUUCGUUUAAAAAAAAAACAUGUUUUUCGAUAGUUUCUAAUUGUGAAUUUACUAAAUGGUUGUGUUCGUUAGAAUAUUCCAUAUUAUACGAGUACCUCUACGCAAGCAGAAGAAAAUCUUAAGCCUAAAAGUGUAAUUAGAAAAAUUGUUGUUUGUAUUAAUAAAGGAAUUCAUUUUGCU
Messenger RNA from Planococcus citri (citrus mealybug), 2331 nucleotides. Its product is annotated as probable G-protein coupled receptor No18. The transcript is spliced from 9 exons. The record is from RefSeq and is a predicted model, not a curated record. Gene Ontology annotation, molecular function: alpha1-adrenergic receptor activity. Bases 529 to 1776 code for a protein of 415 amino acids. Lineage: Eukaryota; Metazoa; Arthropoda; Insecta; Hemiptera; Pseudococcidae. Gene Ontology annotation, cellular component: plasma membrane. Gene Ontology annotation, biological process: adenylate cyclase-activating adrenergic receptor signaling pathway; positive regulation of cytosolic calcium ion concentration; cell-cell signaling.